UCGGACGGACGGUUCUGGUAACGAAACCGCCAGAGCCUUGAGGGCUGCUGGGCGGCCAGUAUGUUUCGCAUGGGUGGUACUUCGGGGUGAGGCAGAAACCUACCCAAACUCGGUGUUGUGAAUUGCAAGUGAAUCAAUGUUCAAUGUUUACAGCGUGCAAGAUAUUUCUCACAGCACUUUGAUGUCAUCUUUCUUCCUACUGUGCCUCAGUGCUUUAUUGCUUGAACGUUCCUGCGCAACUACUACUUGUCCUGAAGAUGUCGAAGCGCGCAUCGGCUCAAGAUAGCAGCGACGGCUGGGUGCGACGCUCGAACCGACAGACGAGACAGCCUCAUCGCCUGGGUAAUCUCGUGUCGCAUGACGAAAUUCAAGAGCGAGAGACGAUCCCGGCCAGCAGCCCUUCCGACCCUGUCCUUCUUCCUGAAAUUGACGAAUCAACGCUUCCAUUCUCGAUGCAGCAACCAGAAAUUGUCAGUAACGACUUGAGUGAUCCCAAGGAAUGUGAAGAAUUAUCGAAAUUCAUACCAAGCGACGUUAUCGAUGAGUGCCGGAAGAAGGGCAUUGCUAUCGAGUAUGAUCGCAAACAAUUCGGUAACCGACGACCUACAUGGAAUCGCCCUCGGCCCCGUCCUCGUCCUCGUCCUCGUCAUCGUCCUCGUCCACGUCGGACUUUGCCGGCUUUCGCCUCGGAUGCUGAUACAGCAAACAACGCUUUUUGGGGAAUCGUGCCACCACUUGUUCCAAAUCUUCCGACUGAGACCAGCACAGAGUUUACCGUCGAUUCCUCCGACGCGAUCGUCCAUGUGCCAUCACCGGAGACAGAUCCAAAGCCUCUGCCAGAAACUUCACGUUCUCGAUGGGUAACUGCACUCAUUCAGUUGCAGAGAUACCGCGAGGAGUUGGGCAUAACUUCUGAUGAUGACGAUGGUGACGAUGAUGACCUGCAAACUUGGUGUUGGUGUCAGAGAGGAGAUAUUGGAUCCGAGAGCGUCAAGUGUGGCAAUCCCGAUUGCACCACUGGGUGGUAUCACAAGCCAUGUCUAAACGUUCAUGAACAAUGGUUCUUCAAGCAAUAUGAACUAUGGAUGUGCACCAACUGUAUGAUCCCUAAGUGGAAGGCUAUCCUCGCUGAAGAGAGAGCCGCAAGAGUUGCUGUCAGUGACAAAUUACUUCAAGCCACUCCUGCUCCUAUGGACGCCCAUGUUCAUGCCGAGCCUGCUGCCGAUUCACACGCCGACAUUGGUGAAGGCACAACUCCUUCCAAACAUGAUACUGGUGCCGACACCGCUUCUCUCUCCAGCCAUCAUACUGUUCGCAACUCCGCUGCUCCUCACCUAAAUGGUGCCGACAACAUUCCCGCCACUUGUGAUGAGGUCAAUGGCUCUUUCACUCCUGCUGCGAGGACCAACGAUGCUUUGGCUGACACCUCCAUCCAUGUCGCUCCCCAUGACGUCCACGAAGCAAGUGUAGCUACAAGUACUGCUGGUGAUCAGGAUGGUGAUCUUUCCAUGGACGACUGGUCUGAAAACGUGUCUCCGAAGCAAGGGCCGAGUGCUAGCUCCGACACAAGCCCAGUGGCAGCCUCCAACCACGAAAUCCUGGUGGACAAUAUGGCGGCUCAAGCUGUGCACCAAUCUCGCACGAUCAUUGACCUUACAGAAGACGAUGAUGAGCAACCCCCACGCAAUCUCAUAGACCUUACUCAAGACGAUGACGACCACGAAGCGGCUCAUGAACCGCGACCGACGGCCCCGAUCGAAGGAGGUGGACUACAUCCUGCUCGUCCAUCUUCAAGCAUUACGAACACGUUUACGUCCUCACACGCACACAACCUACCUACCUCACAAGCCCUCCAGCAGUUUGCUUCCGUUGCAACAGUACAUGCAGCACCGCUUCCUGUCCCAGCGCCCCGUCCAGGUGCUAUCUCUAUGUCUGUUCACAACAUUACCAGCCUGCAGGCCUCAGCCAGAAUGUGGACUUCGAAUAACAGCUCAGUGCGACCACCUCGAGAAGGUCCAGGCAUCUCACUCAGAUACAAGCACGGUCAGCAGCUCCCAGUCAUGUCAGCUGAGCGAGAAGAGCCCCGCUAUGUCCUCGUCCCUUCGUACAGCAGUCGAGGCGUGUUACGUGGUGUUGAAGUACCAGUGAAGAUCCUGAACUUCUUCUCUGGCACCCUCCGAGGCGUCAAUGGCUGUGAGAACCUAGCCUUCUUCGCUGCGGGACCGGUCGGGACCGUCAGCAUUCCUCAAGCGGAUCUCGUUCUCGUUCGGAACGUCGUUGACUUCCUGAAGGGCGAGUUCUUGUUCGUGGCUCUGUCCUUGAUGGACAUCCAGACAACCGCCCGCCAGAAGGAGGUCCUGUUGACCUAUGCUCAUAUCGCGCACCUCCUGGGCAUCGACGCCCUGAUGAAAGCGGCGUUGCACGCCCUUUAUGUCUCUGUCCUGCGCCGCCCUCAAGACUGGGCCGACCUCGAUGACAACCAGCGUGUUCUCGAGGAGUUCACCUUCUCGAACAACCCGGCUCGACGUCUUCUGAGCGGUGGCAGGCAGCACUCCAUCCUGCCCAAUGUGACGGGGGAGGCUGCCUUGCCCUGCGAGGAGGGUCGUCGCCGGGAGAUUUGCGAUGUGGGAAGCGGUGGCGCCCGGGUGUUGGGUACGUGGGGACCGCCAUUGGACCUGGUCCUGGCACCCGGUGAGGAUGAGGAGGGUGUUUGAGUCAAGUUGAAUGCUGAAGAGGGAGUAUGGCAAGGAUACAAUACGAAGCAAGAAGGAGAUUCUGUCAGGAGUACAUCACGUUUGUAGAAAGUAAGACAAUGGCAUUGAAAUGCUUGUUGGACUUCAUUGAGAUUGAGCCUAAAGUAAACUCAUUGAC
This is a messenger RNA of Exophiala viscosa, 2871 nucleotides long. RefSeq lists its product as uncharacterized. The transcript has 2 exons. The record is from RefSeq and is a predicted model, not a curated record. The coding region runs from base 258 to 2714 and encodes 818 amino acids. NCBI's taxonomy places the organism in Eukaryota, Fungi, Ascomycota, Eurotiomycetes, Chaetothyriales, Herpotrichiellaceae.